This is a messenger RNA of Fukomys damarensis (Damara mole-rat), 639 nucleotides long. Its product is annotated as odorant-binding protein 2a-like. The record is from RefSeq and is a predicted model, not a curated record. Lineage: Eukaryota; Metazoa; Chordata; Mammalia; Rodentia; Bathyergidae. Gene Ontology annotation, molecular function: small molecule binding. The transcript has 6 exons.
AUGAAGACCUCACUGCUGGCCAUCUUGUUGCUUGGUCUCGUGGCUACGCUACAGGCUCAGGAUCCCUUGUCCUUCCAGCCAGAGCAGGGAAAUGUGAGGGCUGCAGGCCCUUGUGCCAGGGUUGUGGGAGAAAAGCUGGCCUGGGUCACGCCGGGCUCAUGGCUCAGCCCGUUCCAGUUCACAGGGACCUGGUAUUUGAAGGCUGCAGUGGCCAAGAAGACCCCACCAGAGAGGAAGAAGCCCUAGAGAAUGUUUCCCAUGACAGUGACAGCCCUGGAAGGUGGGAACUGGGAGGCCAAGAUCACCUUCAAGUGAGUGGGUCAGUGCCAUGAAAAGAAAAUUAUGAUGCAGAAAACCGAGGAGCCUGGCAAAUAUAGUGCAUUUCAGGGCAAGAAGCUCAUCUAUGUAGAGAAGAUGUCUGUGGAGGACCACUACAUCUUCUAUUGUGAAGACCAGCGCUUUGGGAAAACUUCUGCCAUGGGAAAGCUCAUGGGGAGGACCCCUGAGGAAAACCCAGAGGCUCUGGAAGAAUUUAAGAAAUUCAUGAAGCGCAAGGGACUCCCGCAAGACAACAUCAUCAUCCCAGAGCAGAAGGGGACACCAGAACCCCGCUUUGGGUCUUGGUCAGGAGAUGGGUGA